AUGGAUUCGUCAGUAAUUAACAUUGAAGAUUCAGAUUCUGAAGAAGAAAAAGUAAAAACUAAAAGAGCAAAAAAAAGUAAUCAUAUGCCAAAAGAGGAAAAGCUAUCAUCUAAUGAAGUCAAACUGGCCAAUAUUAUUACCCAACUCUGCUCCAAGUACCAGUGCGACACACCACCCACAUACUCAUCAUUUGGAUUAACUCAUGACUUUAAAUCUAAUACACAAAGAUCGCAAUCACAAUCACAGUCUACCGAUACAGAAAAUAUAUUAGGCUCUAAUUUUGUUUCAGCUCUUCAAGAAUGUCUUAACCUUCUUACAAAUAUUUUAAAUUCAGCUAGGAGUUAA
Racocetra persica is the source of this 345-nucleotide messenger RNA. The record is from the annotation of a GenBank genome assembly. Lineage: Eukaryota; Fungi; Glomeromycota; Glomeromycetes; Diversisporales; Gigasporaceae.